AUGCACGCCACAACCCCCAUCAUUGAUAGCACUGGCAUUGGCGGUAUAAGCCACUCCCAGACUCGCCGAGAUAUCACCUCCAGAUUCUCAGGCUCGUUGAGAAAGUUUGUUAACUUUCUUAACAAAUCGAAAGAGCGCGGGCCAGAGUUUGAAGUCAUUCAGUCAGAACUUGCCGACUCACCCCCCAAACUCAAGUGCUAUGGGGGUAAUUGGAAAUAUGACUGUAUGAACAUUAUCCAUGUGCUAGCGCACUACGAACACUUGUUGCCCUCAAGAAGGCCUGGCAGGCCUUGCAUUACCUAUAUGGUAAGGGGGAGAUUGAUAAUCACGGUGCCUCUGGAUCCAAUUGGCCAAAUUCAUACAUUCAAGGGAAUGUUGGCGGGAAUCAAUGCAUUCACACAACACCUAUCGAUUACCGUGAUUGAUCAGGACAUUAAAGAUGUGGUAUAUGAUUAUGCCGCAGAAGUUCGAGGCAUCGAGGAGCAGUUUAUCUCGUAUGCACAGUAUAACCCCUCAAACGGGGCAUUCGCCCCCAGCUCGCAGAACGGUUUCGACAACUCUGGAUACCGCGACCAUAUUGAGUGGCAGACGGGGAGCAACGAGAAGCUCACCCUUGGAAGAGCCAGAUGA
This is a messenger RNA of Morchella importuna, 630 nucleotides long. RefSeq lists its product as uncharacterized. The record is from RefSeq and is a predicted model, not a curated record. Bases 1 to 630 code for a protein of 209 amino acids. NCBI's taxonomy places the organism in Eukaryota, Fungi, Ascomycota, Pezizomycetes, Pezizales, Morchellaceae. The transcript is spliced from 2 exons.